GGCACGCUGCCACACCGCAGUCCCAGUGCCACGGUGCAAAGGGUGGCAUUAACAGCGUCCAGCAACGUCCGCCACAGAAUGACACCGCCCGACCGGACCGGAUGGAGCGGGCCCCGCACAGAGCGUGUGUGCUUGUGCCUGUGAGUGUCCGUUUCGGUAGUAAAAUUGCUAAUCCAUUCGCUGGCCCCAGGUCCGCCAGUGCGACUGGCUGUUCAGGUUGUUUUCUGCUCGGCCGUACACGGGCGUGCGCAAAAACGAUGUGCGUUCACGGAAGUUUAAUUGUACCGCUGCUGGUGCUGCUCGUGGCGUUAACGCUCGGGCCCGCACUGUCGGCCAGUCCGUCCGUCGGGCCGGUGGUCAAGGGCGAGCAGACGGAACGGAACGGCACCGGCACCAUCGCCACAGCCGCCGAUGUCUUGGAGCGGCGGCCAGCGCCGGAGUUUGAAGCUGUCGCGAGCGCGGACGUACAUCACCCGCGGCCGAAGCGCCGCACGAGGGAGGAAAAGAACAACAUUGAAUCAAGUAUAUCGCUCUGGGAGUGGCUGAAGGGACGCGACAAACCGGAGGACAACUGCAUGCUGAUGGCGAUCGGUGGUGUGGCGAGCGGUGGCGCACUGACCGGAGCGUUCGUUGGAGCGGGCAUCGGGAGCAUCUUCACCGGGCCGGGCGCAAUCGUGGGCGGCAUCAUCGGGGGGCUGGUCGGUGUGUUCGGUGGGCUUAGUGUCGGUGCCCGGGCCGGUGCGGUGGCGUGUGAAAAUGUCUGACCCCGGGUCUGACCGUUGGUGGCGCUUUUCUGGAGCAAUAAAAUUCGUUUAAGUGGAAAACCAAGCAGCUCUGUGUGUGUGUGUGUGUGUGUAUACUGUGGUUUAGAAACUGGUGAAGGAGCCACCCGAAGGUUCCAAUUUAAAGGUGCACAUCGCCAUAAAAAAGAAGGUCGAUAACGGGUCCUCCCGUACACCUAGAUGGUCGGACCAACUUUCUUCCUCUUCAGCAAGCGCCAGCAUAACGGGGAAGGCUCUUAAGGCAAACAGAACCCAUUACAAUUCCUGUGUCGCAUUUGCCAUCCAUUUAACCCAUUGUUUCUUGGACAUGGUCGUGGUACAAUGUGUGGCUAUGUGUGUGCAUGUGUUUAUGUGUGAGUGUGUGUAAAUUGUGGUCCACAUGUGUGGAUGCUUCCAGAGCCGGGGCCCAAAGACAAGGGACAAGUGUAUUCUUACAUAAAACAUAAGGGGCUUGUAGAUUACUUCCCCGUCGGUCGGAGCUCGGUCCCUGCAUGCGUUUGAGUGUGUCUGGGGCUAUAUUUUUCGUGUUACUUUUAUUUAUCACCGAAGCACCAUUCACCUUCACCCAAGCACACUGCCUGUGCUGUGGUGCAUUCGCUGUACGGGAGCUGGAAUUCCUGUAGUACCCCCAUGAAGCGGAAGGAAAGCAUUCAUAAGUAAAACGCACCACGGCACUCUCGUCAUCAAUAUUGCAUGUAUGAUUGUUAUGUACACAUACAGACACACACACACGUACUUGGUACACACACACACUCUCAAGAGGGUGGCAAAUAA
Anopheles merus is the source of this 1556-nucleotide messenger RNA. RefSeq lists its product as uncharacterized. The coding region runs from base 102 to 764 and encodes 220 amino acids. NCBI's taxonomy places the organism in Eukaryota, Metazoa, Arthropoda, Insecta, Diptera, Culicidae. The record is from RefSeq and is a predicted model, not a curated record. The transcript is spliced from 2 exons.